AUGAACGGCGUGGAUUCUCUCCUGCAAGCCGCGGCGAUCUACAAAUCGCGCGAUCCGAAAACGACGGAGGAGGAGGAAAUGCUGGAAAAUAUCUUCGACGCGCUGUGCAGCGUGGUGAUGGUGGACGAGAACAAGGAGCGGUUCGUGAAGUCGGAGGGCGUGGAGCUGAUGAUCAUCACGAUGAAGCAAAGGAAGCUCGCGUAUUCUUCGGCGAUGAAGGCUCUUGACUUCGCCACCAAGCGCUGCCCCGCCGCCUGCGAGCGAUUUGUGGAUGUGCUGGGGCUGAAAACACUCUUCUCCGCGUUUAUGAAUAAGAACAAGGAGCGGUUCGUGAAGUCGGAGGGGGUGGAGCUGAUGAUUAUCACGACGAGGCAGCGCAAGCUCGCGUACUCCUCCGCCAUGAAGGCCCUCGACUUCGCCACCACGCGCUGCCCCGCCGCGUGCGAGCGAUUCGUUGACGUGCUGGGGCUCAAAACCCUGUUCUCCGCGUUCAUGAAUAAGGUGACAGUGAAGCGCAAGGACAAGUCAGAGACGCUUCAGCUGCAGCAGGAGAUAGACGAGCGUGUCAUCUCCCUCAUUGCCUCCCUGCUCUGUACGUGUCAUCUCCUCUCUGUACGUGUGAUCUCCCUCAUUGCCUCCCUGCUCUCGGGGCUGUCCAAGGGGUCACGGCGGGACCGAGUGCUGAGCAAGUUCGUGGAAGGAGAGUAUGAGAAGAUCGACCAUCUUUUGGAGCUGUAUAUGAAGUACUGGGAGCGGGUGCGGGCGGAAGAGAGGAGGCAGUGCCAUUCAAUCCCUCCCCCACACUCCCACUCCACCUCUUCUCACCCCGUCUCCCCCAAUGGCAGGUACUGGGAGCGGAUGACAGACGAGGAUCGCUAUCUGGCCCGCCUGGAGGCAGGGCUCUUCACACUGCAGGUGCGCCCUCCCCCCACUGCAGGUGCGCCCUCCCCCCAGGUGCGCCCUCCCCCCACUGCAGGUGCGCCCUCCCCCCACCCACUGCAGGUGCGUGCCCUCCCCCCACUGCAGGUGCGCCCUUUUCUGCCCCCCACUGCAAGUGUGCCCUCCCCACAUGUACCUAUAUUCUCCCCCAACGCCUGUCUCGAGUGCACCGCUGCUCUCCUGCCAGCUCCUGUUCUCCUUCCUGGAAACACUCUCUGCCCCACUCUCCUGCCUCUUACUGUGUCCCCUCCUCUUCCCUCCAAUCACCAACACCCCCCCCCUCCCUCCGCCCCCACCCCCGUCUUUCGCCCUCCCCCUCUCCCUCCCCCCCGGGUCGUGUGUGUCACCUGUGAACGCCCUCUUGCGGGAUGGGCCUCUCCCAUCAUUACUGCUAUUACUACCAUCAGCUCAUCGCUCUCAUCCUCGCCCACCUCUGGGCUGCAGAGUAAGUACGAAGCACACACACCCCCAUGCCUCUUUCGAGAUGUCUCAGUGCUUCUGGGUGUGAUUGCCACCACCAUCAUCACCGUGUUUUGGGUGGUAUCGCCGCAUCAGCUCAUCGCUCUCAUCCUCGCCCACCUCUGGGCUGCAGAGUAA
Closterium sp. Naga37s-1 is the source of this 1536-nucleotide messenger RNA. The record is from the annotation of a GenBank genome assembly. NCBI's taxonomy places the organism in Eukaryota, Viridiplantae, Streptophyta, Zygnematophyceae, Desmidiales, Closteriaceae.